Messenger RNA from Monomorium pharaonis (pharaoh ant), 3263 nucleotides. RefSeq names its product acetylcholinesterase. Gene Ontology annotation, molecular function: acetylcholinesterase activity. Gene Ontology annotation, cellular component: plasma membrane. Gene Ontology annotation, biological process: acetylcholine catabolic process; choline metabolic process. The record is from RefSeq and is a predicted model, not a curated record. Bases 902 to 2890 code for a protein of 662 amino acids. NCBI's taxonomy places the organism in Eukaryota, Metazoa, Arthropoda, Insecta, Hymenoptera, Formicidae. The transcript has 9 exons.
CCUACUUCUCUCUCCUCCUCCUGCGCUUCGCUGCUCUGGUCCCGCCGCUGCCAGCCCUCGUCGACGUCGCCGUCGCCGUCGUCGCGACGUCGUUGCACCACCACCGUUCGCCGUCGUCAUCGUGGUCGUCAUCGCACACCGUGGGGCCUGCUCGAUUGGUGUAUACCCGACGUCGCUCGUCGAUGUGACAUCGCGAGAGGAGCGCGAGACAAGAAACGCCAGAGAGAACUCUCUCGCUCUACCCUCCUGUCUUUUCCUCCCUCUCUUUCUUUUCUUUCUUUUCUCCUCCCUCCCUCUGUCUGUCUCUCUCUCUUUCUCUCUCUCCUCUCUCUCUCUCUCUCUCUUCUCUUUCUGUCUCUCUCUGUGUCGCCGUCCGCGAGCGGCUCGCAGCCUCCGCAGCAAGUUUGCCGCUGCGAACAGCCGGCCUAAAAGAAGAAGAAGAAGAAGAAAAGGAAGAAGAAGAAGAAGAAGAGGAGGAGGAGGACAGUUCGUGCACACGGGGGUGGCUUUUCCUCGCGCGGCAGUGGUGCUCGGGACUGUGACUCGGUCUCGCGAGUAUAAACGGGAGAGUUACGACACUCGCGGAGGAGAUCGCUCUCGCUUUCCUUCUCUCUCUCUCUCUCUUUCUCUCUUUUUCACUGUCCCUCUCUAACUCUCUCUCUCUCUCUCUCUCGUCAACGCUGACGACGACGUUUCGCCAACAGACGACGACGAACGGACGCUACCCCGCUCCACCGCGGGAAGCCAGACGAACGAUGCUCCACGAACGAAGAAUGUAGACGGGGCAGGGGGAGGGCAAGCGGAUCUGCCUGUCGCGGAUUCGGAGGAGGACAUCGCCGCCGUCUGAAGUCUAAGCGCCUCGAGCACCUUCCUCGCGUCUUCCUCGCUCCGAACAGGCAAGAUGUCGAGAAACCCAAGUUCCUGGCGGACCGGCUCCGGUAGACUGUUGGUGCUGAGCCUGUUCCUGCUCCUCGUCCUGCAGCCGGAUCGCUGCCGCGGCUCGCCGGCCCACCGGAGCCGGCAUCACGAGCACGAGCUGCACGCCGCGCAGGAGACGUCGUCGCACGAGGACGCCAGGAGCUCCAGGUCGAGCGAGGAGCUCCCGCGACCGGCCGCCCUCGUCGACCACGAUCCGCUGGUGGUGCACACCAGGAAGGGCAUGGUCCGCGGCAAGACCCUCACCGCGAAGAGCGACAAGACCGUCGACGCCUGGUUCGGCAUACCCUAUGCCCAGAAGCCGAUCGGCCCGCUGAGGUUUCGCCACCCGCGGCCGGUCGAGCGGUGGUCGGGCGUGCUGAACGCGACCACCCUGCCAAACAGCUGCGUGCAGAUCUUGGACACGGUGUUCGGCGACUUCGCCGGCGCCACCAUGUGGAACCCGAACACGCCGCUGAGCGAGGACUGCCUGUACGUGAACGUAGUCGCGCCGCGGCCCAGGCCUAGGAACGCCGCUGUCAUGGUAUGGAUAUUCGGUGGUGGCUUUUACUCCGGUUCGGCCACCCUCGACGUGUACGACCACAAGACCCUGGUCUCGGAGGAGAACGUGAUCGUGGUGUCGAUGCAGUAUCGCGUUGCCAGCCUCGGCUUCCUCUACUUCGGCACGUCCGACGUGCCCGGUAACUCCGGUCUCUUCGACCAGAUGAUGGCCCUGCAAUGGGUGCGCGACAACAUUGCCGCGUUCGGCGGCAAUCCCGAGAACGUGACGCUCUUCGGCGAGAGCGCGGGUGCGGUCUCCGUGUCGUUGCACCUCCUGUCCCCGCUGUCCAGGCACCUGUUCAACCAAGCCAUCAUGCAGUCGGGCUCGGCGACCGCGCCGUGGGCGAUAAUCUCGCGCGAGGAAUCGAUCGUGCGCGGGAUCCGGCUCGCCGAGGCGGUCGGCUGCCCGCACGAUCAUCGCAAUCUGCGCGAGGUGAUCGACUGCCUGCUGACGAAGGACGCGGAGGAGCUCGUCAAGAACGAAUGGGGCACACUCGGGAUCUGCGAGUUCCCGUUCGUGCCGGUGAUCGACGGGGCGUUCCUCGACGAGAUGCCCCAACGCUCCCUCGCCACGUCCUCCUUCAAGAAGACCAACAUCCUGAUGGGCUCCAACACCGAGGAGGGCUUCUACUUCAUCAUCUACUAUCUGACGGAGCUGUUCCGCAUCGACGGCGCCGACGACGUGAAGGUGACGCGCGAUCAGUUUAUCAGCGCCGUGUCCGAGCUGAAUCCCUACGUGAACCAGAUCGGCCGCCACGCCAUCAUCUACGAGUACAGCGACUGGCUGCACCCGGACGACCCCCACGCGAAUCGCGACGCCCUCGACAAGAUCGUCGGCGACUAUCAGUUCACCUGCAACGUCAACGAAUUCGCCGGCCGUUACGCCGAUACCGGCCACACCGUCUACAUGUACUACUAUAAGCACAGAUCGAGGAACAAUCCGUGGCCACGAUGGACCGGGGUCAUGCACGCCGACGAGAUCAGCUACGUUUUCGGGGAACCGCUGGAUCCAGCCAGGGGUUACACGCACGAGGAGGUGCAGCUCUCGAAGAGGAUGAUGAGAUACUGGGCGAACUUUGCGAAAACGGGGGAUCCGAACAUCGACGAGAGCGGCGAGCUGUCGCUGGCUUACUGGCCGCCGCACACCGCCGUCAAUAAAGAGUACCUGACCUUGGACAUCAACAGCACGGAGAUCGGCAGCGGUCCCAGAGUGAGGCAGUGCACCUUCUGGAAGAAGUACCUGCCGCAGCUGCUCACCGCCACGUCGAAACUGGAGGUCGGGUCCAAGGAGACGUGCGGCAGCACGAGCAUCGCCGACUCCGGCGCGACCCGGAUACUCCUGAUCCUGAGCCUGUUAUUGACCGGCCUCACCACUCUGCCUCACAUCCAGCACGACGUCAGAGGUAUCGUUUAGCUCCCGGCCGCCGCCGCCGCUGGAUCGGUGGUCGGCCGUCGAGCCGCCGUCCUAGCCCCGUCGAGCAGCAGAAGCGUCAGCGUCAGCGUCGGCAGCAGCAGCAGCAGCAGCAGCACCAGCAGCAGCACCAGCAGCAGCAGCAUCAGCAUCAGCAUCAGCAUCAGCAGCAUCGGCAUCAGCAGCAGCGGCGGUCCGUUUCUUCCCUGAAGAACAGAACGAACGAACAAACGAACGAACGAACGAACGAACGAACAAACGAACGAACGAACAAUCAAUGGGAAGACGACGGUAUCGCGCGAGAAACAGACAUAUCAAUAGUAGAAGAGUGCUCGAUCGCCGGGGGAUCGACGAUGAAUAAGAGAGAAAAAAAAAA